AUGGCGGCGGAUCACACCGAGGCCCUCCGUUGCGUGUGUCGUGUACGUGUGCCUGCGUGCGUGAGAUGUGCCGGGCGAGUCACCCGGCCGGUUUGUAUACAUCGACUUGGUAAACAAAGUAAUCCGCGAAAAAGAAGCGAACAAAAACGAGAAGUCGAGCGUGUUUAUUAUUCGAAGGAGAGAAAUUCAGUCACGCGGAGGUUAGGCGGCACACGACAUGUAAAUUGUACCGGUCGCUUAAGCUUUAGUUAUGAAUUUCUUCGCGCGAACUCGACCUUAUCAAUCAUAGAAUCCUUCUUUUCUCGUCGUGAAAUUAUGAGAGUAAUAUCAUAAUACUUGGACGCGAUCAUGUAUCUCCUUCUCCCACGUGAACUUGUGGAAAGUGAGCGUCUUUAGACAUUUUCAAGUUAGAUUCUUCGUUUUCAACGAGUUUACGCUAGGCGAUAAGAUCCUUGGUCGAUCUUCUGAUCGCGAGGAAAUUGAAGGAAAACCGGAAGACGCACCGGAGAAAAAAUAUGUAUAUUUCUGUAUGUGAUUUCUGUAAGUCUAUUCUGUAACUUUUAGUCCAAAUCUAAUGUGUUUUUAGCUUUCUGUUUUUUUUCUUUACUUUUUUCUGACUUAAAACUAAAGCUUUCAACUAGGAAAAGAUAGAAAUCAAGAAACAGGAAGCAAAGAGCACAUUGUAAAUUAAGCUUCAACGACAGUGUCAUUAUCGUUACGUUGUCGUUGCGCAGAUACAUGAUAGAAAAGCUGCGCAACGACACAUCACGCUGAUGAUAUUAUCGUUAAUUAAGAAGUUACAGGAUAGAUCUACUGGGAAACGUUCGUUCCCGCGGUGAGACUCUUCUAUUCUCACGGAGUCAAUAUGGCGAGAUCCAAGGAAGCGAUUGUCGCGGCGUUUCACGGACGAUUUGGCGCGAAACGAUAGAGAAUGUAAGUUUUGGCAAUUCAUAACAUACCUCAUGUUAUUAUAAUGAAUUUCUCAGCGCGGUUGCUCAUUCUGCUCGUCUAUAUUUACACGUCUGUACUGAGUGCAGCUUCAGCAAGAGAGAAGUCGCAAGCUCUUGGAGAAAUGUCAACAUCCUCCGUUGAGAACACACGGCGCGUGACUGAUGUCGAAAAUAUCGAACAAGUAUCAGAACUGUAUAGAUCCGAGGCGUACUCGUCCUCGCACGCGUUAUAUUACUCGCCCGCUGGCCGAUCGCUUCCUCAGAUCGAUCGAUCUUAUCAUGGCAGACGUCUACGACGACGUCGACGAUGGAAGCUCGCUAAUUGCUUUCGGCGUACACCAUCCGACGUUCCUUCGUCGAGAGAUGCACCACCCACAUACUCCUCGAUGUAUGUCGAUCUAAUAUCACACUCGGCCAGAUGCUCGUCCAUCUUCCCGAUUAACAAUCGAUCGCCCGCCACGGCACGAAUUCCGCCGCCCUCUUACGCUCAAACUCAAGGGAUUCACCUUGCAGCAUCCACGAACCAUACUCAAGGGAUUCACCUUGCAGCAUCCAUGGAACCGUUCAUCACUUUAUCCCCGAGGAGCUCCUGGCCGAGAGUGCCCACGGCUACGAUAUGCCCUCGAUGCGCCGCGUUCGUCAUCACCGCCGUGGUAGUACGUCGAUCCACGUACAGUCACCUCACCGCCUUGACGCUCUUUCUGCUCGGGUGUUGGCCGUGUUGCAUGAUACCGUACUGCAUCGACUCCUGCAACAGCAUGGACCAUUACUGCCCGCUCUGCCACGCGCAUCUCGGGACUCACGCGCCGUGAUGACGAUUGUUAUCGCGUGGAGCAAUUUGGAGAGGCGACGGUUCCGCGCAACGGGUUACUUUAUAGAGCGAACGCGGAAACUGAGGCCCGUAUUUCAGCAUCUUGUUCAACAGCGGCGAUUACAAUCGCGCCGUUUCAGCGCCGAGAAAGCGGAGCGUCCAUUUCGACUCAAGAGACAAGCACAAUGUUAUUUGGAGGCGUCAAUUAAAUUUCUCAACU
This is a messenger RNA of Odontomachus brunneus, 1981 nucleotides long. Its product is annotated as lipopolysaccharide-induced tumor necrosis factor-alpha factor homolog. The coding region runs from base 974 to 1762 and encodes 262 amino acids. NCBI's taxonomy places the organism in Eukaryota, Metazoa, Arthropoda, Insecta, Hymenoptera, Formicidae. The transcript is spliced from 7 exons. The record is from RefSeq and is a predicted model, not a curated record. Gene Ontology annotation, molecular function: zinc ion binding.